AUGUCUAUUGAACUUGGACACAGCAAUGUCAUGUCUAUUGAACUUGGACGUGGCUAUGUCAUGUCUAUUGAACUUGGACAUGGCUAUGUCAUGUGUAUUGAACUUGGACACUGCUAUGUCAUGUCUUUUGAACUUGGACACGGCUAUAUCAUGUCUAUUGAACUUGGACGUGGCUAUGUCAUGCUUAUUGAACUUGGACAUGGCUAUGCCAUGUCUAUUGAACUUGGACACGGCUAUAUCAUGUCUAUUGAACUUGGACACGGCUAUAUCAUGUCUAUUGAACUUGGACACGGCUAUAUCAUGUCUAUUGAACUUGGACAUGGCUAUGUCAUGCUUAUUGAACUUGGACACGGCUAUAUCAUGUCUAUUGAACUAGGACGUGGCUAUGUCAUGUCUAUUGAACUUGGACACGGCUAUAUCAUGUAUAUUGAACUUGGACACGGCUAUGUAGUGUCUAUUGAACUUGGACACGGCUAUGUCAUGUCUAUUGAACUAGGACGUGGCUAUGUCAUGUCUAUUGAACUUGGACACGGCUAUAUCAUGACUAUUGAACUUGGACACGUCUAUAUCAUGUCUAUUGAACUUGAACACGGCUAUAUCAUGUCUAUUGAACUUGGAAAAGGCUAUAUCAUGUCUAUUGAACUUGGGCACAGCUAUGUCAUGUCCAUUGAACUAGGACGUGGCUAUGUCAUGUCUAUUGAAUUUGGACACUGCUAUGUCAUGUCUAUUGAACUUGGACAUGGCUAUAUCAUGUCUAUUGAACUUGGACACGGCUAUAUCAUGUCUAUUGAACUUGGACACGGCUAUAUCAUGUCUAUUGAACUUGGGCACAGCUAUGCCAUGUUCUUGACAGGUCGUGGCUAUAAUCAUGUCUAUGACUUGGCACGGCUAUAUCCUGUCUAUUGA
Molecule: messenger RNA, 906 nt
Organism: Macrobrachium nipponense
Lineage: Eukaryota; Metazoa; Arthropoda; Malacostraca; Decapoda; Palaemonidae
Exons: 1
Coding region: 1-906 (301 amino acids)
Source: RefSeq, a predicted model, not a curated record